Magallana angulata is the source of this 3742-nucleotide messenger RNA. Its product is annotated as cytoplasmic aconitate hydratase-like. NCBI's taxonomy places the organism in Eukaryota, Metazoa, Mollusca, Bivalvia, Ostreida, Ostreidae. Bases 41 to 2866 code for a protein of 941 amino acids. Gene Ontology annotation, molecular function: aconitate hydratase activity; 4 iron, 4 sulfur cluster binding. The record is from RefSeq and is a predicted model, not a curated record. The transcript has 23 exons. Gene Ontology annotation, biological process: citrate metabolic process; tricarboxylic acid cycle. Gene Ontology annotation, cellular component: cytosol; mitochondrion.
AUUAUACUUUUUUGUGUGCGUGACUUCCGCUAGCUGGAAAAUGGCGACCGAAGGAUCUUCCAACCCAUUUGAGGGCAUCAAGAAAACGACGGAGAUAGAUGGGAAGACCUACAGCUUCUUUAACCUCGCGGAACUAAAGGACGCCAGAUAUGAUAAGUUGCCCUACUCUAUCCGGGUGGUUCUGGAGUCUGCCAUCCGGAACUGUGAUGAGUUCCAGGUCCAGAAGAAAGACGUGGAGAACAUCCUGAACUGGGAGAAGAACCAGAGUCAGAGUGUGGAGAUUCCGUUCAAACCAGCCCGCGUCAUCCUACAGGACUUCACUGGUGUGCCAGCGGUAGUAGAUUUCGCUGCCAUGAGAGAUGCUGUCAAACGACUCGGGGGAGAUCCAGAGAAAAUCAACCCCAUCUGUCCGGCCGACCUGGUGAUAGAUCACUCUAUCCAGGUGGAUGUGUCUAGAAGUAUAUUGAAAUAUUCUCCCAACCCUGGAGGAGGUCAAAGUUCAGAGGUUAAGGGGUCACAGAGGUCAUCCUGUAACCUGUGCGUUGACCCUCGCUCUCCUAUCUCCGAUCAAAUCUGUCCCUUCCACAAGCGGAAGACGCAGGGUGCUGAUGCUCUGGAGCAGAACCAAGAACUGGAGUUUGAGAGGAACAAGGAGAGAUUUGUAUUCCUUAAGUGGGGAGCCACUGCCCUGAAGAACAUGCUGAUCGUCCCCCCGGGGUCAGGCAUAGUCCAUCAGGUCAACCUGGAGUACCUGGCGCGGGUCGUCUUCAAUGACGGGGGUCUCCUCUACCCCGACAGUCUGGUGGGCACCGACUCUCACACCACCAUGAUCAAUGGACUCGGGGUGGUGGGAUGGGGUGUAGGUGGUAUCGAGGCUGAGGCAGUGAUGCUGGGUCAGGCUAUCUCCAUGGUGCUGCCGGAGGUCGUAGGUUACAAACUGACCGGGAAGGUCGACCAACUGGUGACCUCUACAGAUGUCGUCCUCACCGUAACCAAGCACCUGCGACAGAUCGGGGUGGUGGGGAAGUUUGUGGAGUUUUUCGGCCCGGGGGUUUCCCAACUCUCCAUCGCUGACCGGGCCACCAUUUCCAAUAUGUGCCCCGAGUAUGGAGCCACUGUUGGGUUCUUCCCUGUGGACGAGAAAAGUCUGGAGUACCUCCGACAAACAGGACGAUCAGAGGAAAGGAUAAAGUUUGUGGAAAAAUUCUUGAGGGAAAUUCGACUGUUCAGAAACUACAACGAUCCCCAGGAGGAUCCAGUGUUUUCCCAGGUGGUAGAGCUGGACCUCAGUACGGUCACUUCCUGCUGCUCAGGACCCAAGCGUCCGCACGACAAAGUCCCCGUGUCUGAGAUGAAGGUGGACUUCAACACCUGUCUCAACAACAAGAUAGGGUUCAAGGGCUUUGCCAUCCCCCCCGACAAACAAUCGACCAAGGUCCCCAUCGUCUUCGACAACCAGGAGUAUGUCCUGUCACAUGGUUCCGUCGUCAUAGCAGCCAUCACAAGCUGUACCAACACCAGUAAUCCCAGCGUCAUGCUUGGAGCAGGUGUAUUGGCUAAGAAGGCAGUGGAGGCGGGGCUAAGUGUCAAACCUUACAUCAAGACCAGCCUCUCCCCGGGGAGUGGAGUGGUCACUUACUACCUCAGAGACAGCGGGGUCACCCCUUACCUAGAGAAACUAGGAUUUGACAUUGUGGGUUACGGCUGUAUGACCUGCAUUGGAAACAGUGGACCUUUACCAGAACCUGUCUCAGAAGCCAUAGAGAAGGGUGACCUUGUUGCUUGUGGGGUCUUGUCUGGUAACCGUAACUUUGAGGGUCGUAUCCACCCCCUGACACGGGCCAACUACCUGGCCUCUCCCCCCCUCGUCAUCGCGUAUGCCCUCGCUGGAACCGUCCUGAUCGACUUUGAGAAAGACCCACUGGGUACGAACCCCGAGGGUAAGCCAGUUUACCUGAGGGACAUCUGGCCGACACGGGAGGAGAUUCAGGCUGUAGAGAAGGAGAUUGUGGUCCCCGCCAUGUUUACAGACGUCUACUCCAGGAUCCAGCAAGGCAACAAGCGCUGGAACUCGCUGGUGGCGCCGGAGGGACAGCUGUACCCCUGGGACGACAAGUCAACCUACAUCAAGUCUCCCCCCUUCUUUGAGAAAAUGGGUAAAGAUGUGUCCAAACCAGAGAGCAUCAAGGAUGCCCACGUCCUGUUGAACCUGGGGGACUCUGUGACCACAGACCACAUAUCCCCCGCGGGGAGUAUCGCUAGGAAUAGCCCCGCAGCUCGUUACCUAGGCAACAGAGGGCUGACCCCUCGUGAGUUUAACUCGUACGGUUCUCGUCGAGGUAACGAUGCUGUGAUGGCGCGAGGAACAUUCGCCAACAUUCGACUAGUCAACAAAUUCCUGAGUAAAGCUGGUCCACGGACCAGACACAUUCUGUCCGGAGACGAGAUGGACAUAUUUGAUGCGGCGGAGCGUUACCAGAAGGAGGGUCGUCAGGUCAUCAUCCUGGCCGGUAAGGAGUACGGGUCGGGGUCGUCCCGAGAUUGGGCCGCCAAGGGGCCGUGGAUACUGGGCAUCAAGGCAGUGAUCGCGGAGAGCUACGAGCGAAUCCACCGUAGUAACCUGGUGGGGAUGGGCAUUAUUCCGUUCCAGUACGUGGGGGGACAGACCGCCGACUCCCUGGGACUGACCGGGACAGAGACCUUCUCCAUCGACGUCCCCGACGACCUCAAGGCUGGCCAGGAGCUGCAAGUCAAGCUGAGUGACGGGAGAACAUUCCAAGUGAAGACCCGCUUUGACACGGAGGUAGAGCUGACCUACUUCCGACACGGCGGAAUCCUCAACUACAUGAUCCGACGGAUGUUAUGAUCAAGUCAAUCCGCGACAAAUCCAACAAAUCCGCAAUACGUCCGGACUAUACCUUUGUAAUGGUGUCUUAAUUAAGGUGUUAUAAAAGUGAUUCGUGAAUGGAAAAUUAGCGAGUUUGAUUUGUGUUAGUGGUGAUUUAGGACUGAUUUCAUUUUCUGUGAUGUAUUUUGAAAGGGAACAGUUGAAGAGUGAGUAUAAUUAUGUGGAACUAAGGACAGGGGCAGAAGUCGACAGCACAUGUUUCACAGGCUCAAUUCUAAAAGAUGUCUUUCAUUGGUAGUGAUUAAGAUUUUUUUCCUUGAAAUACUAUGGUAAUGCUUCUGAUGUUUUUAAAGGGUCAAAUAACUUGAAUUAUUCUGUAUUCUUUGCCAGCAUAUUACAUAUAUUCUAUUCUAUAUUAAGAAAGUUUCUGCCAAUAUACGCAUUUAAAAUAUGCAUUUUGAUAAAAAAUUGACUACUUUUUGCAUUACUUUUUUUUUCAAUGAAAACAGGCCAAUUCUUUGCAUUAUAUUAUUGGUUAAUUUUUAAGUUUUCUUAUAUAUAAUCUUUUAAUGAGUUGAAAUAUUAGAUUUUAAAAUGGAUGGCAAAUAGUGUGUUAUUUUAAGAUAUGAAUACAAACAAUUAUGACAUAACUACACAUGUACAUGUAUAUGUAUUUACAUGAUUAAAGCAAGAAUUGUGAAGAUAUCAUUUUGCCAAUUUGAUUUGGUACAUACACAGUUUCAUGUAUUAUAAUUGUGAUAUGUACAAGAGGUAUUGAUGUGAAUUUUGCAUUUUUGACAUUAAUCUGUGACAAAUUCUUCUUGUCAUUGUAAUGGGUACACCAGCUGUGACAGCAAUAUAUAAAACUCUGGUAAUUAAAACAAGAUAAUUAUG